Messenger RNA from Perca fluviatilis (European perch), 2768 nucleotides. RefSeq names its product selenoprotein O2 (gene selenoo2). NCBI's taxonomy places the organism in Eukaryota, Metazoa, Chordata, Actinopteri, Perciformes, Percidae. The transcript has 9 exons. The record is from RefSeq and is a predicted model, not a curated record.
UAGGCUACAAUAGCUAAUGACCUAACAACGCCACAGCCCUACCACUGACUGGCUGGGUCGUAUUAAACUCCAGUCUUCAUGGAGCCCUCCCGAUGCGUGUCCACGGCCCUGAAGCGCCUACCUUUCAACAACACCGCGCUGAAAAAGCUGCCGGUGGACGACUCCGAGGAGCCCGGGUCCCGGACGGUCCCAGCGGCAUGUUUCUCAAGAAUCCGGACUCUCCAGCCCCUGAUACGUCCGACCUUCGUGGCCCUGUCCCGGUCAGCGCUGGCUCUGCUCGACCUGAGUGAGCGGGACGUGCUGAGUAAUCCCCAGGCUCCGGAGUAUCUGAGCGGCUCCCGGCUGCUGCCGGGCUCCGACCCGGCUGCGCACUGUUACAGCGGGCACCAGUUCGGCCUGUUUGCGGGACAACUGGGAGAUGGAGCGGUGAUGUACCUGGGGGAGGUAGAGUCGGGCACCCAUGGGCGAUGGGAGAUUCAGGUGAAAGGCGCAGGAGUCACACCUUACUCCAGAGAUGGUGAUGGCAGGAAGGUGCUUCGCUCCAGCAUCAGAGAGUUCCUGUGCAGCGAGGCCAUGGCCGCCCUGGGGAUACCCAGCACCCGUGCAGCCUCGCUAGUCACCUCCGACCUCUACGUCACCAGAGAUCCACUCAACAGCGGCAGGCGCAUUCCCGAGCACUGCGCAGUCGUCCUGCGUCUCGCCCCGUCCUUCAUCAGAUUUGGAUCUUUUGAGAUCUUUCUGGGCCGAGAUGAGUUCUCAGGCCUGCAGGGUCCCAGUGCAGGACGGCAUGACAUUCGCGCUCAGCUGCUGGAUUAUGUCAUUGAGACUUUUUAUCCUUAUAUCCAACAGACUCAUAGCAACCGGAAAGACAGGAAUAUGGUUUUUUUCAGAGAGGUGAUGAUGCGAACCGCUAAGCUAGUGGCCCAGUGGCAGUGUGUUGGUUUUUGCCAUGGCGUUCUCAACACGGACAACAUGAGCAUCUUGGGUCUUACUCUGGACUAUGGACCCUUUGGUUUCAUGGACAGGUUUGAUCCAGAUUUCGUCUGCAACAACUCAGACAAAAGAGGGCGCUACUCGUACCAAGCCCAGCCAUCUAUGUGCCGCUGGAACCUGGCCCGUCUGGCCGAGGCGUUGGGCUCUGAACUGGAUGCAGCCGAGGCCGGGGCUAUCCUGGAUCAAUUCAUGCCCACAUACGAAGUCUUCUACCUGUGUAUCAUGAGGAAAAAGCUAGGCCUUGUGGGAAAAGAAGAGCCGGAGGACAGCGAACUCAUAUCAGACCUACUGCACCUUAUGCACAACACUGGUGCAGAUUUCACCAACACCUUCCGCCUGCUGAGCCGUGUCCCCUGGCCUGACGAGGGCCACGGUGGGAGGGCCACAGUGGAGCCAGUAGUAGACCUCAUCCUAGAGCAGUGUGCAUCUAUUGAGGAGCUAAAGGUGGCUAAUAAGCCAACUAUGGAGAACCGUGAAUUGGCGAUGAUUCUGUCCAUGGCACAAACUAACCCAGUCAUGUUUGGGAUGGUGGCCGACAGGCCAGCUGUGUCCCAGCAACUGGAACUGAUGGGACGGCUAAAGGAGCUGCUCGAGACAGAUCAGGUUGAGCUUAAGAAAAAGCAGCGCGAUGACUGGAUUCGCUGGGUUAGCCAAUACAGGAGGCGUUUACCCAGGGAGUGUGAUGGCACAGGGGACCUGUCACUAAUAAAAAAGGAGCGGCUCAGUGUGAUGAACAGCACCAACCCCAGUGUUGUCCUACGCAACUACAUCGCCCAGAAUGCAAUUCAGGCUGCAGAAAAUGGAGACUUCUCUGAGGUCAACACGCUCCUCAAAGUUCUGGAGAAUCCAUAUUCUGAUGCAUUUGCGGAGCCUUUGGAUGGACCUAAUGCAUGUGCUGAAAAGGAGCAGAACAAGAGGAUACUUGCCUAUGACAGGAAACCUCCCGCCUGGGCACAAACGAUUUGCAUCACCUGAUCAUCGUAGAGCCUUUCAGACAGGUCAGGGAGAGAGGUUUGUUCCAACAGGUGGACCACCUAAGCCUCAGUUUUCAGAGUAAACACAAUGUGGGUUGUCAGUACUGUUACUGCUGCUCCUGUUGCUACUCUCUACUUCCACCUCAGACUUUCCUUCCUGCUGCCUGAAAAAAAGAUGUUAUGUAACCCAGUGUGUUCCCGUGUUCAUCAGUAUGGUCAUGUCCAUGUCUGUGUGAUCAUGAUGCUUUUAUUGCAGUGUUUAAAGUGGUUGAAGAGUAAAACAUAGCCCUGGAUUUGACCAAAUUUGACCGAAUGGUCACCCCUACAUGUAAUCAACGAAUUUGCUGAUGAAGUAUGACGGCUCAGAUGACCAGUCACUCGGUGACCUGUCUGGGUCUGAAACACCAGAAACACACUGAUAUAUUUGAAUGAUUAUUAUUUUGUUUGUUUCAAAGUUUGAAAUAAAAGUGUGUUCAUAAGUUGAGAUGUCGGUUAUAAACCUAUACAUACUAGGCAUUAGCUCAGUAUCUUAAAAGGCCCUGAAACGUCAGUUUCUUACUAUAAACUAUUAAAAUAAGUUGAGUCCGUGUUUUCAGUGUCCCUGGUUUUUCCCUUUCCCUGGGUAUUCCCUAUUAUUUUUUUUUAACUGCUUACCUUCGUUAAUGUUUGGAGUUUGUUUGUUUCCUGCCAGGGACUACGGGCGGAAACUAACAAUUUGCUACAACCUGGCACGACAUCUAUCAAUGUUUUUGUGCACUGUCCCUGUUCAAAUAAAUAAAUUAAAAUUUUUGGACUCUGUAA